Molecule: messenger RNA, 4129 nt
Organism: Ectocarpus sp. CCAP 1310/34
Lineage: Eukaryota; Phaeophyceae; Ectocarpales; Ectocarpaceae
Source: the annotation of a GenBank genome assembly
UUUUGUAGACAGGUACCCCGUCAGGGACCAUCUCGUCUCUAUCUCUCGUUACCGCAAGCUCUCCCGGCACGGUCAGCAGCGCUCGAAUGGCCAAGAUCCGAUGGGGACCUUGGAGCGGUGCUUCGAGGAAAUCUCAUCGCAUCCCGGCGAGGAAUUCUGCGUGGAGCUUGGACGAUGACCUCGUCGGACUGCAGAAGACGAUGCUUUCCAUGCUGACGGACCCCGCGCUUAGCGACGUGUGCCUCGUGGUGGAGGAUAUCGAUGUUCCCUGUCACAAGGCUGUGCUAGCCGCCUGGAGCCGACCGUUCCGGGCGAUGUUUACCCUGCCGAUGCUGGAGUCGCGGCACCAGUGCAGAGUGGUCAUCGAGGACGCCGAGCACAAACACCUCAUGGUGGUCCUUCACUACCUCUACAGCGGAUGCAUUGGCCUCAAUGACCAGAACGUGAUGCCGGUCUCCGCCCUGGCGAACCGGUACGAAGUGCUGCCGCUCAUGGCUCAGUGCGAGGGCUACAUGAAGUGGCGCCUUCACCCGAGCAACGUAGUGGCCCAUCUGCUUUCCGCGGAGGAGCAUCGUGUGCCAAAGGCUGCAGCCUUUGCCUUGGAGUACCUUGCGGUUCAUUUUGACGAGGUCCACCACGACGGUAGCGGCGACUUCAACUCUCUGGGGGGCGAUACAGUGCUGCGCGUGCUGCAGCAUGACGGCCUGACCGUCGACGAGGAGACGGUGUUUCUAGCAGUGGACGGGUGGGCUAAGGCGUGGGAGCAUCGCCGAUCUAUCCGUGGCGCCACGCGCAACUACGCCGUCGGCAGGUCUCCGCCGCCGGCCGUGGCAGAACAAGGCACGCAGGCGGUCGGCGUAGGGAGCACAUCAAAGCGCGGCUCAUCGAGCUCGCACAGCGUCAAGAAAACCCUGAGCGCCACCGAUUUCCCUCCAUCAACAUCAACGACGGUGCCGGGAAGAGUGCAGGACACAGAUGAGCAGGGGGGUGGCGGUGCCGGUAGCGGUGCCCGUAGUGUGGUGAGGGAUGCCGCGUCCUCCGCGUCUUUGGAGAAGAACCCGAGAAGUCUGAAUGGCCGAGAGCGGCCAGAUUUGGGUGCUGGGUUUACGCUCAGGAGCACUACCGAAGGCACGUCGGCACAGAGCCGCGUUGGAGGAACGAGAGAGACCGACAGCCGCGGUGGCAGCAGCAUAGGCAGUAGCAUAAGCAGCAGCAGCAGCAGCAGCAGCAGCAGCAGCAGCCGCAGCCGCAGUGGCAGCAGCAGCAGCGCUUCAAGCGCCCCUCCGCCUUCAUUGCCAUCCUCGGUGUCAAUGGCAGCGACAGCCGCAGCACUGGUUUCGGCUCCCACUGCCGCGGGGGCUGCGGCGGCAGCGAGAAGAUUAAGGGGCGAAGAGCAAGCAGUCACCCGACGACCAUCUUCUUCUACUGGUCCGACUUGCAACGUCUCUAUAACCACUGCCUCGAAUACCGCCAUGCGCGACACGCGUUCAGAUGCAUCCCCGGGUGCGCGUGGGUUGGGGGGGAGAGGAAGUAUCGGGGGUGCAAGCGAGGGGCGAUCGACGAUGGAUGUUGGAGACGAACCCCCGAAAGGAGUAGCGGAAGGGGAAGCCGGCCGAGUGCUACAAAGACGAGCAAGCGGUUCGGCUGGGGGAGAGGGAAAACAAGGCGGGUACGCGGGAGAGGUGCUGCAGCGGGCGGCGUCCUUUUGGCACCCCCCUCCCCCGCCGGAGCCCCCUGUUGCCAACGUGCGCAAGGCGGCUGCAGUCAGUUCGCCUAAUAGCUCAUCCCCAAUCGAAGGCAUGACCGACGAAGGGAAGGGGACGUUGGAGACGAUGGUCCCCAUCCCGGAAGAGGAGCAGGCCUUCGUGGACGAGCUCUUGAUGGAGGUUCGGUUCCCGCUUGUAUCGACGAGCUUCCUUUGCCAAGUGGUGGAGAAAUCUCCAGUGAUAACGGGCAGCCGAGUAGCGCAGAGGUUGUUGCACGAAGCUUACCGGUUUCAAGCGAUCAGGCCGGACGGUGUGGAUGUGGACGAGCUUUUCCCGGGAAACCAUCGAGUCAAGUAUCGUGGGCAUGAGCGAGUGCUGUUCGGCGAGGAUGAGGGAUGCGUGGGGCACGUCGAAGAUUAUAGUUCUUCCCUCUCAGAGGUGCACCUGGUGGAGAACGUGAAGCAGAGGGAUGAGAAGUACUGGCUUCCGGGACAGCCCGAAGAGGCGUACUUCUGCGUGCGGUUGGACCGAGUGCGACGGAUCACCAAGUUCCGCCUUCAAAAUCGCUACAGCGAGGAGUUCGAGGUCGCCGUUCGUCGCACUAGGAGAGAAGAGUGGCAGGUUAUCGUCCCGCGCCAGACCAGCGGCGGUCACAAAGACGUAAAGUCGCUUGACCUGACACGGAAACGAGUUAAGGCCAGGCACGUCAAGAUUUCCCUCAGAGGUCGUACGAGAUCUUGCUACAACACGUCAUGCUACUGGGUAGAGCUGCUCGGAUUUUGAGCAGUACAUGUGCAUGAGCGUUCUUCAACCUAGUGUGUCGGGUCGGGCGGGUGAGGGGGGUAGGGUCAAGCAACGUCAUGUGCCAGUUGUGGUGGUUUUGUGUUGUACGUUUUGUUUUUUGGUGAAUCCAGUACGUUAGCGAUGUAGUAGCUCACGACAUUUUGUGAGGUUUGUCGCCGUGAGCAAGCGCGAAAAUACAAAACCACAUUCGUAUUCUAGAUUCGCUGGGGCGUGUAGGCUUUUCCCCCGUUGGCGAUUUUCUUCGCGAUUUAGAUACACUAGCUUUUCUUGUACUCUAUUUUCAGUAUAAUAGCCAAACUCGACGACAAACAUACGAGGCAAUCGCCUACGGGGGAAAAAUCUAGGGGCGUGCCAUGCUGACAGACAGGACUCUACCUCGUCGUCAAGAAGACUCGCCGGCCUGUCUUUGGCUAUAAAAUAACAGGGGUGGGGGAUGGUGAAGUCUUCCCGGAUUGAUGAGCGCUUGGAGUGCUACUAAAUACCUUGGAGUAUGUAUCAUAUCAUGUCAUAUCGUAUCAUAUCAUAUCUGUAGGUUGAGCGGGCGGGCGAGGUACGAGCGGCCUGGCCGAGAGAGAGCAGUGCGUCGUACUGUAGAGGCUCCGCGCGAUGCGAUGUGUCGAACGAAGGAAGGCUUGCAGGCUUCCGAUGGGAUGGCGAAAGAGAGGAAGACAUCCUUCGGCUCGCCCACAUUCUCGUGUGUGGUGGUGAAAUGCAAAGUACCCCGUGUGUUUCUCAAAGUUUUGUCCAGGGGAAGGAAGGAGGGCAGGUAAGUUAUGGUAAUAUAGUGAGCCAUAGCAAUGUCCACUCCAGCGAUGUGCGUGGUAGAAGCCUACGAUCAUGUAGCCAGCGCGAUCCGAUAGAAGGAUAGGAAAGGGGGCAUGUCUUUCUGGCGUUUAUCCAUAUGGUCAGUGUGCCACGCGCACACCGCUGGCAGGGCAGAUUGUUCACGGUUCAUGUCAAGAGCAAGGGACGCAGUGUCAGUGGCGUGUGGCCACAGCACUUUUUUCGGAGAGCCCUGCUCAGACAUAUGAGUGUUCGUUUUGUUUGCAUCGCGAUAGCUUUGUUUUUCUGGUGUGUCCACCUGGGGCCGUACAUACCAUCCCGUUUGUGUGAAGAGGAUAGACAAUAUAUAAAGAGCUGUGUUUGUGGUUGUUCUUGUUUGUUGUCUGGGGCCGUCUGGCAGCAGCGCUAUUUUACUUGCAUUUAUUUGCCCAUGAUACCACGUAGGUUGCGCGUUUUCCUUUUUGAAGGCACACACCGCGCGCGCGGUACGAAGGAGGACAUGAUGCACACUGUUAGAGCCAGGUAGUGUUUCUCACGUAUGAAACACGGUUCAUUUUUGACCUCUGCCGUAUGUAGGGUGUUCCUCGCCUUGCUGAGGGCUAUUUCACCGCCUACAGAACGCGUGUUGUGAAGCAGGUAUGCGGCGCGCAAAACAUGCGCGGUGUACGCCUGCACACAUUCAAGUAAAACUUCCGUAUUGGUGCCAGUCCGUCAGCCCCAUGCGCAUGUCGGAGCAAGGUGUAUUAAAGUUGGUGUGAACGUGUCGAUUUGACACUUGGUGACCCGUUUCUUCGUGUUGAAUGAAGAAUAUUCAGCCGACUUUUGGUGAUUUUUAU